Messenger RNA from Arachis duranensis, 2572 nucleotides. RefSeq lists its product as uncharacterized. The transcript has 15 exons. Gene Ontology annotation, cellular component: NatC complex. The coding region runs from base 177 to 2399 and encodes 740 amino acids. The record is from RefSeq and is a predicted model, not a curated record. Gene Ontology annotation, biological process: N-terminal peptidyl-methionine acetylation. NCBI's taxonomy places the organism in Eukaryota, Viridiplantae, Streptophyta, Magnoliopsida, Fabales, Fabaceae.
AUCCUGAAAGUAAAUAGAGUAGAGUGGCAUUGAUGGGAUUGAUGAGAUAGCAUAGCAUGGUAAUGGUAUGAAUGUAUGAUACCCUAAACCCUUCGUCAAGCGCACGCUUUUUUCGCUUAGCUGCUUUCUAAAAUUCCCAACCAAUACAGAACCCACACUCUUCUUAAAUUCAUCUUAUGAUGAGUGAUACCAAGUUUCAAGCUUCGGAAGCUUUUGCUAUGGCCUCUAACGAUCGCACGGAUGGAAACGCCACCGUGCCUCCUCCACGCUCUGCUAUUCACUCCGGUGAUAACUCUGUUUGGGCUGAUGCUUCCCCACUCCUCCAUGCCGCAUGCCAAGAUCUUAAAGAGGGAGAGCUCAUUCAUGGCGAUAAUUUCAAUCUUUAUGCUGCCAUGUCUGCUUUGGAGAUAAUGGAUCCAAAGAUGGAUUCAGGCAUUGCUUGUAAAUAUUACUCUCUUGAGGAGGCCAUCGAGGAUGGUGCUGCCCCAAUUCCUAUUAGUGUUGAUAAAACUACGGAUGUUCGCUGCACAAUUGACAUCAUGGACCAUUUACUAGCCUGCGAGGCUACAUGGCACAAGGGUCAUUCAUUGGCACAAACUGUCUAUUCUUGCCUCUAUCUCCUGCAGACUGAAAGAACAUCAUCACAUGCCCUGUUGCACUCUUACUGUAAAGUCAUCCAGGAAACUUGCAAAGAAGUUCUUUCAGUUGUAUCGGACGCACGCACACAUGAAGAAGAGGAUCUUUUUACCAUGUCAUAUGGCCUUCCUCUUGGUGGAAAUGGAGAUGAGAAGUGUUUAUCAAUGCUAAAUGCUGUUGAAGAAACAGUGUCGCGCCAAUUACGUGCUUGUAAAGCCUCAUCGUCCAAAAAAAGAGUUUCAGAAGAUAUAGAGCCCCUUCAAAAUAAUCCUGAUCUGGAAGAAGGCUACUGCAAAGCAUUGUUAUGUCGAUUACGCUUUCGUAAGCACUUUUACCAUCUCUUAAUAUCUAUGAGACGGCCCCAAGGAAGAGGUUUAGAGUUGGGAAGAAAGCACAUAGCUUCAUGCAUUGCAGAGAUUGAUUCCAUUCGGAAAUCGUCAGUGUUUCUUAGAGCUAGGGCUCAGGAAAUUUCUGGACAAAAUAGAAGCAAUACAACUGCAUCUGGCAAUCAGCCAAUUGGCUUUGAUGCUAGUAUAAACUGUAGAUUAGCAGCCCCAACACCACCACGGGCAAUUGAAAUUCUUUCUUGGGAGAAGGCACUUGACUAUUUUGUAAAACUUCUUCAAGAUUUAGACCAUAUAUGUUCCUAUACGUUGGACCCAUCAUUGGAGGCUGCUUUGCUCUUUGUAGUUAACUUCCAGAAAUCUCAACCUGAUUUGGUUUCUAGAGCUCAUCUUCAGAUUUUGCUCGUCCAAGGAGGGAAACUCUAUGGUCGAGAACCUAUAUUUUCUGUGGUCAUUAGAGCCGCUGGAUUACCUGAAUUCACAAAGAGUCAUGUCAUUCAGGAAAAUGAAUUUAUGGUGCAACUAGGACAGUUAGUGAUAAAUUUGCUCAAAAUUCUUUGUACAAAUGCUGCAUGGCAAAGGCGUAAGCUAGGUAAAAUGUUACAAGACUGGCGUGUCACCUAUGUGCAGUUGGAGUUAGCUUUUGAAAAGGAGUUUGGAGAAACUUCAGACAUCUCUGACAACAAGCAUAUAAGCAUCACAAUAUUUCAACAAAUUCUUCCCUGGGUUGAAGAGCAAACUUAUUGGAUAGCUUAUCGAUUUCUGAUUUUAGGAUUUGAAUUGGAACUUUACUCUGUACAUGAUUAUUGCAUGGUAUAUUGGUAUAUUUAUGCUGUGUUGACUAAGCUUGCGGAGAAGAAACAUAUUAGGAUGGCAAUGAGCAGUGGUACAGCUAAAAAGAAGACAAAGAAGAAAAGAGAUUAUUUGAAAGAUGCAAGAACAGAUUAUCAAAUUCCUGCAGCAGUUUUGUUUCUUCAAAGCCAAAUAUAUCUAGCUGAAGGUCUAAGCAUGAUGCUUGCUGCAUUGAGAAAUGAACACAAAUUAGUUCCACCACAAAGCCCUUUCAAUACUGAACGUGAGGUAUUCAUGCAGCAGUUUGAGCUUUUACAAAAAGCUUGCCUUCCUGAUCGCGUCUCGUAUGUGACAUUCAAAGAGUCCACUAUCCACGCUGACUUCUCUACUCAAGUUUUGUCAGAUCACUUCAAAGAAGCUCAUAGGAUUGCAAAAGAUGUGAAGAGUAGUUUCGCACAUGAUGCUGACAUGAUGGCUGAAAUUCGUAGAAUUGAGCAAGUUGCAGAACACAACAACAUUGCCUUAAAUGUCAUUAGCAGAGUUGGAGUCCUUGAACCAUCUUUAAAAAUUUCUUUCACCUUCACUCAUCAUCCUUUCUUUGCCACGGCCAUUGUGAAGAGAUCUUAAUGGUUGAUUCAACCAAUUUUGAAGCAUGUUGUAGGGUGUUAGGGAGCAAAUGUUCUCUGUGGCAUUAACAGUUGUAAUACUAUUUGUUCAAACUGAUUUGUGGUUUAUAUAUUAGAUUGAAAUUGACAAAUUGUAAUUUUUUCAGAGGAACAAAUAAUAAAAAAAAAGAAAAU